UAACGCUGUGAGAUUUCAGAAGCGGCUAGGUUGUUUAUUAACCAAGGCUGAAUAUAUAUAAGCUGAUUAUUUAGUAACUGCUUUACUUUGAAACAAUGUCUGAAAUUAAGCAACCAAGCGGCGGGCAGUAUGUUGAAUACAUGGAUCAGGUAACCAAGAUUCCAAUGCAAGCCUGGAUUGGCAUUGGAGCGGUUGCCAUAGCAACUGUGGUUUGGAUGAUGAAGGAAAAUAAGAGCGAGGAAACGGAUUGUAAAGUAAAAGUCGAUCAUCAAGCUAAACAAAUUGAAUAUGAGGGCGAAGAAUUUGUUCAUGCUUCACCGCUUAUGAAGGACAAAUGCAUCGAGUCAUUGAACCGUGAAGUGAACACGCUACACGAUGUUUUUCUACAUGGACUUAAACAAUCAGAGGGAGGGCCUUGUGUGGGGUGGCGACCCGGACCCGACCAGCCGUACAAGUGGUUGACAUACCAACAAGUACUAACGAGGGCCCAACAUUUUGGAUCAGGACUUGUGCACGAGGGCGCCAAAACGCAACCGGAACAAUUUAUUGGAAUCUUCUCGCAGAACCGAGUUGAAUGGAAGAUAACUGAACAAGCCUGUAACUCAUUCUCGAUGGUGGUGGUUCCCCUUUAUGAUACUUUGGGUCCACAAUCCAUCAAACAUAUUAUGACGCAAUGUGACUUAAAGAUAGUGGUCGUGGACAACAACGGCAAAGCUAAAAGUUUGUUGAGUGGGGUUAAAGAGGGUCAAUUCACGGCCACACUAAUCAUUAUGAUGUCACAACCAAACGAAGAGGUGACCAACCUCGCGAAAGAAACCGACACGAAAGUGAUGACGUUUGAACAAGUGGAGGAAGUUGGCAAGAAUAAUUUGAAGGAAUUUGUUCCACCCAAACCCGAGGAUCUCCACACGAUUUGCUACACAAGCGGAACCACCGGCCUACCCAAGGGUGUCAUGCUCACACAUGGUAACUUGAUCGCCAACCAAGCGGGAGUCUUCGCUAUUGGGCAAGAUAGCUUCCUUAAAAUGAACAACAAGGACGUCCACAUAUCUUACUUGCCGCUUGCGCACGUGUUUGAACGACUUGUAGCACAGCAGAUGUAUUACUGUGGGGCGAGCGUUGGAUUCUUCCAAGGAGAUGUGAAACUUUUAUUGAGCGAUGUGUCUGCGUUGAAACCAACCGUGUUCCCGAUGGUUCCGAGAUUAAUCAACCGGAUCUACGACAAGAUUUGGGCGGGUGUCAGCCAAUCUUUCAUCAAGAAGUUUCUACUCGAGCGAGCUUUAAAAUCUAAACUUGCUUUGUUAAAGAAAGGAAUUGUAACGCGGGAUACGAUAUGGGACAAGAUUGUGUUUGGCAAGGUUCAAAACAUGAUGGGGGGUCGAGGAAGGAUUUUCAUAACAGGGGCUGCCCCUGUGUCGUUGGAGGUCAUCAACUUUAUGAGGGCGGCGCUUGGCGUCAACUUUACUGAAGGUUACGGGCAAACUGAAGCGACAGCUGCAAUCAGCAUUACUAUACCUGGUGACUUUGAGAGCGGAAGCGUCGGUACACCGGCUGUGUGUAACAUGAUUAAGCUGGUUGACGUGCCGGAGAAAGAUUAUUACGCCAAGGAGGGAAAAGGAGAGGUUUGCGCGAAAGGUCCGAAUAUCUUCGUUGGUUAUUACAAGGAUCCUGAUAAGACAAAGGAGACACUUGAUGAAGAUGGUUGGUUGCAUACGGGAGAUGUUGGAAUGUGGUUGCCCAACGGGUCGUUGAAGAUAAUCGACCGCAAGAAGAAUAUAUUCAAGUUAGCUCAAGGUGAAUAUAUUGCACCGGAGAAAAUUGAGGGAAUAUUCACGCAAAGUCCGGCUAUUGCACAGGUUUUCAUGCACGGUGAAAGCUUGAAGGCGUCCCUUGUUGCCGUGGUGAUCCCGGAUUCCGAGUCGUUUGUUACCUGGUGUAAUGGCAAGGGGGUCAGUGGUGGGUAUGAGGAGCUAUGCAACAAUACUGAUGUGAAGAAACUUGUCCUUGAAGAUAUGUGCGCCCUUGGUAGGAAGAGGGGACUCAAGUCGUUCGAACUCCCGAAGAAAAUCCAUCUUUCCCCGGAAUUGUUUUCGGUUGAGAAUGAACUUUUGACCCCAACCUUCAAAUCUCGUCGCCCCCAACUUUUGCAUCGAUAUAAAGCAGAGAUUGAUGAAAUGUACAAAGACCUCGAUUAAUAUUAAUAACUCUAUAUUUAUAUUGGAAGUUUCAAAAUAACAUUAUUUUAAUAUUUUAUUCUGAGAUAUUUUAACCCCAUUGCAAGAGUUGCAUGUUGGCGUCCAAGUUAGGUUCACUCAAUGCAAAACUAACGAAACAUAAUUUCUGUAACUAACUUAAUAUUACCACAGCAUUUGUGUUCUAAUGUUGCUUUUCAAAUUUUCAUGUUUAUGAAAAUACAAAACCAAAAUAAAAUGUGUUCCGUUUG
This is a messenger RNA of Ciona intestinalis (vase tunicate), 2443 nucleotides long. Lineage: Eukaryota; Metazoa; Chordata; Ascidiacea; Phlebobranchia; Cionidae. The record is from RefSeq and is a predicted model, not a curated record.